Vitis vinifera (wine grape) is the source of this 2425-nucleotide messenger RNA. RefSeq lists its product as uncharacterized. NCBI's taxonomy places the organism in Eukaryota, Viridiplantae, Streptophyta, Magnoliopsida, Vitales, Vitaceae. The transcript is spliced from 10 exons. The coding region runs from base 462 to 2216 and encodes 584 amino acids. The record is from RefSeq and is a predicted model, not a curated record. Gene Ontology annotation, biological process: protein N-linked glycosylation. Gene Ontology annotation, molecular function: alpha-(1->6)-fucosyltransferase activity.
UUCUUGAGAAACUUCAAACCAAAUUGGUUACCUUCCCAAUGCCCUUCUCAGUUCUCACCCAGGCCUGAUUUUACUUUCUUUUUCUCUUUUAGGGAACGUGGAGUGUCCUUUUCUGGUGUUGGUGAUGGUUGUUUUUGGAGAUGCUGUUCUUAUCUCCCUUGUAAGGUGGUUUAUUUACAGUAAAGCCAACAAGUGUCCCUCUGCAUGCUGCAUCUUCUCUGCUGCAGGGUCCAUCUGUUAGUUCCAAUUUUUUUUUUUUGACAAAUUUCUCUAAGAAAUUUCAUUGAAAAUUUUAAUGGUUGGAAGGAUGAUGACUGUAGCCAACCCAUAUUAAAAAAGUUAUUAUAGUUGUAAAGUUGAAAAGUUGGUAGGGGCGUCUCAUGAAAUUUUAAUGAAAAACCUCGGAGGACCAGUUGGGUUGUAUUGCAUUUGUGGUUGAUUUUGAAGAGUUGUGGAAAGAAAUGGAGGCACCAAGUCAGAAGAGUCUUGAGAAAGUUGUUUCACAGAGAGCUCUGCAAAUGAGUAGCUCAUUUCCGUGCCAAAUUUGCGUGGUGUGUUUUCUCUGUGGUGUCUGUCUCACCAGUUUGUUUCUGGCUGCUCUCACUACAUUUGGUACUUUUGAAUUUGGGGUCUUUUCAUUUGCUGGAUUUUCGACCUGGAAUUCGACUACACAGAUGAUCAAUAUGGUUACAAGUGAAGACUGCGACUAUAAAGCAAAGGAAACAGAGGGAAGGAUGAAUUCACAAAAAAUUGAUGAGAGGAGUACUGAUGAAAAAGCGUCCUUGCUGUAUUCUGUUUGGAGUGCUUUACUAAAUGAAUCUAUAGUUCAGGAUAGUGAGUUCUUUCAAAGGUUCGGCCUCAACAAAUCCAGUGUGCCAAAGGCCCCUCAUUUUGAGAAUUGCAAGUUGAACACACAAUUAAAUAAACGUCUUGAUGCCCGUGGUAAGAAUGGGAGAUUCCCUCCUUGGACAGUUUGGAAGGGAUUUUUAGACAUCUAUCCACCAUCUGAAACUGAUGAACAAAUGAGAUAUUUGAGACGACAAGCCAUGUCCAAAGGCUCUUAUCCUCCCUGGAUUACAGGAUCAGAUGAAGACAAUUACCCAUUCACAAGGAAAGUGCAGAGGGACAUAUGGAGCCAGCAGCAUCCAUCGAAUUGCCAAGAUCCUAAUGUAAGAUUUCUUGUCGCUGACUGGGAGAGACUGCCUGGAUUCGGUAUGGGAGGCCAGAUUGCUGGAAUGUGUGGGCUUCUUGCUAUUGCAAUUAAUGAAAAAAGGGUCCUUGUUACAAACUAUUAUAAUCGAGCUGACCAUGAUGGUUGUAAAGGUCCACAUCGCUCUAGUUGGUCUUGCUAUUUCUUUCCUGAAACAUCCCAAGAGUGUCAAGACCGAGCAUUUGAGCUUAUGGGGACCAAGGAAGCAUGGGAGAAUGGAACGAUAACAGGAAAAGACAAUUAUAGUUCAAAGGAAAUAUGGGUUGGACCAACUCCUAGGGUUUGGGGCAAUCCUUGGAGUUAUUUGCAGCCUACAACUGAAAUUAAUGGAAGUUUGAUUGCUUAUCAUCGCAAAAUGGAUCGGAGGUGGUGGCGAGCACAGGCAGUACGCUACCUAAUGAGGUUUCAAACUGAGUACACAUGUGGCUUAUUGAAUGUUGAGCGCCAUGCUGCAUUUGGAUGGGAAGCUGCUAAAAUGGUUCUUUCAGGUCUCGGCCAAAAAUGGCCAGAGGAUGGUAUGAACAAACCGAGAUCUGAUAUUGAAGAAUUUGUAUGGUCAAAUCACAAAGCAUGGAUCCCUAGGCCACUCCUAAGCCUGCAUGUGAGAAUGGGAGACAAGGCAUGUGAAAUGAAGCUGGCUGAGUUCGAAGAAUACAUGCGGCUUGCUGACCGCAUUAGACAGCAGUUCCCACACCUUAAUAGCAUCUGGCUCUCCACAGAAAUGCAGGAGGUUAUAGAGAAAUCAAAUUUGUAUCCACAUUGGAAAUUCUACUACACAAAUGUGAGACGGCAAGUGGGAAACACGACGAUGGCGACCUAUGAAGCAAGUCUGGGCCGUGAAAUCAGCACAAACUAUCCGAUGGUUAACUUCUGGAUGGCAGCUGAAGCUGACUUCUUUGUUGGAGCAUUGGGUUCAACAUGGUGCUUUCUCAUAGAUGGCAUGAGGAACACCGGAGGAAAAGUAAUGGCCGGAUAUUUAAGUGUCAACAAGGAUAGAUUCUGGUAGUGAAUUGUAUGUAACUUGGAGGGAUAGUCUACAGUUCUAUCCAAUUUUAUACAUUGUAAAUCUACAUAUAAGUUCAUAACAAACCAGUGAUGUAAAUCUUUUUGUUCUUUCAACGUAGUUUUUGAUUUUGUAUCUUCAUCUAAUGUACAAAAUGUAAAUAAAUAAAUAUAUUGAAGUUGGAUAUUCACACAAUAUAUUACCGUUGUAUA